This is a messenger RNA of Aspergillus nomiae NRRL 13137, 2064 nucleotides long. Its product is annotated as fungal specific transcription factor domain-containing protein. Lineage: Eukaryota; Fungi; Ascomycota; Eurotiomycetes; Eurotiales; Aspergillaceae. Gene Ontology annotation, biological process: regulation of DNA-templated transcription; DNA-templated transcription. The coding region runs from base 1 to 2064 and encodes 687 amino acids. The transcript is spliced from 7 exons. Gene Ontology annotation, molecular function: DNA binding; DNA-binding transcription factor activity, RNA polymerase II-specific; zinc ion binding. The record is from RefSeq and is a predicted model, not a curated record.
AUGGAAGCUAGCAGUCAUCGCAGAUAUUUGCUCGAUAUGCGAUGCUCCCGCGAGCUUCCUAAAUGUAGCUCCUGCAAGCCAUGGCCAGGGAGCUGUCACUACUCGAGGGAGAUGGCGUCUUCUUCCCAGCCGAGUCCCAGUCGCGUGCCAAAGGAACAUACUACUAUCGAAACUCGACUGCGGCACCUGGAGCUCACAGUCCAACGUUUAACAAACUCUGUCGAUCACGCUUUACAAACUAUUCUUUCGGUACCCCCGAGACCGAUUAACGCUCAAAAGCCAGCUGAACCAAGUCACUCAGUUGCAGUUGCAGCGAAUGACUCGAAUUCCGACCUAUACAUUGGGCCAUCCCAUUCCUUUACUUUCUUACAAGAGACACCAGCUAACAUCGAUGCGAUCCGUCGGCCAUCAUGCCACGAGACUCGUCAGAGCGCUCGCUCGGAGCUUCAAUAUCUCUCUAAUAGCCUGGGUUCAGCACAAGUAGCUCAAGGCACCAUGGAAGAUACUAUGAGCUUUUACGUUCCCUCGCGGCCGGUGGGAUAUCGCUUGAUAAGCAAGUUCUUGGUGAUUGCUGAGGUUGGCGAACCAUUCUUUUCUGCUCCAACUGAUGAUAUGAUCCGACAGGUUGUUUUCGAGCCGCACAAAGUUCGUGAAAAGGCAUGGAUUGUCUACUUCAACUACUUAUUACUAUCCGAUAUAUCAACUGGGGAUGAUUCCAGCAGCGAGACAGCAAAGCUGCGGCGUAACGUACAGCUAGCGCUUAAUGACAGUCGUAUUUUCCUUGAACCACGUGAAGCUAAUGUCCAGGCGUUGACUAUCUUGGCCGCUCAUGGUGAAGACUAUGCUGCGCCCAACCUGUCGUGGAUGCUACUGGGACACGCCUGUCGGCAGGCCGAGGCUCUAGGGUUGCACGCAUUGGGUCACCGUUCAGCUGAGUCGAGACAAAAGCAACUUUGCCUUUUUUGGCUUCUUUUUGUCAUGGAUAAAUCGUGCUCUCUUGCAUUUGGCCGCCCUGCGUUUCUUCCGACAGCCGUGUAUCAGAACGUACCGUUGCCAGACGACGAUAUUCUGAUCAGUUUCCACCUUCGUGAUGGUGAGGAAAAUGCGCAAAAGGUUUCCAAGUUCGGUGCCCAGCUUUUCAAGAGAUCUACGGAACUCUCGAAAUUAAUAGGACUUGUCUUAGAUGUCCUGGCGACAGAUGCUUCCUCACCUGCAAAAGGGGAUAUUCGGGGUAAACUGGAUGACUGGUAUGAAGACACAAACCAGGUUCUUACAGACACCAUGAACGCUGAAUGUGUCUUGGCAAAUGCAAGUCACCGCAAGGAGAUGGCUCUGGGUAUUAAUAGCAUGAAAUUUCACUACCUUCACGUUCUUAUCAUCCUGCUAAAAGGGGAUGAAUCAAACUCGUCUCUUCGACUGUCAUCUGCUCGUGACGCUGUCUCUCUCUUGAGUUCAAUGGUGUCCAAUUGGAGUUCGAUAUACAAUGGAGUUGUUUGGCAGCUCCUGUAUUAUCCCUUCACCCCUUUCUUUGUAAUAUUUGAAAAUAUCGUCCAUCAUACUUGUUGGACCCCUACAGUCGAACAAGAUCUGCAGCUGCUAUCUACGACUGUAACUUAUUACGCGGAAAUGCGAUCCCAGAUGCGUCUACUGGCGACUGUUUGUACCAGACUACAGCGCGUCGCGGCCGUUUUCCUUCAGCUGGCACAAACUUACGUCCGUCAGCACACGUCCGACCCAACAGCAGACAACAUGGUAACAUCCACAGAAAACUGCAGCACAUCGCCAUCAGGCGACUACAAUAUGUCGGCCUACAGUGACCGAGCAAUGAACGAUUUUGCCCCCGAUUCCGCUAAAGAUAGUGAGACUCAGCCAAACGUCGACAUGGGGGAGCCGGACGUCGCUAGUUACCUAGAAUGGCUUCCUGCGACCUGGCUCUCACAUGGCCUAUCGUUGAUGUUGGUCGUCAGAACCUGGCCAGUGGCCACUCUGGUGCCGGCGACAGAGACACUUCCCGUAAUCCGCCUCGGAAGACUUUUGAUAUUAGCCUCUCUAGGUCUGUAUUGA